CUCAAACUAUUUUCGCUCUUUUCUUUCCAAUUCUUUCAGUUACAUGCAACAGCAACAUGUCCAACAACGAAACGUGUCUUUCGCUUUACUCACUCGAGCGGAGGUUUUAUGUAAUACUUGGCGAAGAGUAUAUACAAAGGUUUUGCAGAUUUUACAGUCACUAGACAAUAAUAUAGCUCAAAAAUUAGCCACUAAAGAAUCGAAUGCUAUGCUAAAUGCUCACGAAGUAAACAAGUCGCGACUGAUCUUUGAGCAGACGAUCAAUACAGAAAAUCUGAUUGAAGAUUUACAGUCAACAUUAAAAUUAUUAAAAGAAGUCUGUGAUGACUGGGAACAGCUGGAAUCAGAUGCAUCUCGACAUAUGAAUAAGUCACUGAAGGAACCUGUUUCCAGAAAGCCUGUAUCGUUAUCCACCAGUUCGUUGAUCGAUGUCACUUCUGUUUCGCCAACGGAUGUACAUGGUUUCAUUGCUAAUCUAUCUUCUCAACAUUUGGAAGAGUACAACAGUAAAAGAGUUUUAUUUGCAGAAUUAUCCUCUUAUCUUUCCAAUGAGGAAAUGUUCAGAAAUUUACUGAAUGAGUUGAACACAAAUUCAUUUAUUGACGAAGCGAUAGAGAAAGAGUUAAAAGAGCGAGUGCAACUUUACAAAACUGUGAAGAAAGUACUAGAAUCUGUGGAUUGAAAUAUAAGUGGUCGUAUAAUAGUAUUAAAUAUGCAAAUUAAAGAGUCUAACAGAUUGAUCUUCGCCUGCGGAUGCCAAUUGAAGCAAACCGCUAUCACCGGUAAUAGGACGCCACUUUAGAGAAUUCACUACACCGAAGUGGCAAAGGCUAUAAUUCGAGCGAAGAAUAAAUCAAUGAACGGGCAUUAUUUCGC
Molecule: messenger RNA, 876 nt
Organism: Mycotypha africana
Lineage: Eukaryota; Fungi; Mucoromycota; Mucoromycetes; Mucorales; Mycotyphaceae
Exons: 1
Coding region: 44-682 (212 amino acids)
Source: RefSeq, a predicted model, not a curated record